This is a messenger RNA of Vombatus ursinus (common wombat), 1803 nucleotides long. RefSeq names its product solute carrier family 6 member 1 (gene SLC6A1). Gene Ontology annotation, molecular function: gamma-aminobutyric acid:sodium:chloride symporter activity. The record is from RefSeq and is a predicted model, not a curated record. NCBI's taxonomy places the organism in Eukaryota, Metazoa, Chordata, Mammalia, Diprotodontia, Vombatidae. The transcript is spliced from 14 exons. The coding region runs from base 1 to 1803 and encodes 600 amino acids. Gene Ontology annotation, biological process: neurotransmitter transport; sodium ion transmembrane transport. Gene Ontology annotation, cellular component: plasma membrane; axon; cell surface.
AUGGCGACCAAUGGGACCAAGAUUGCAGAUGGGCAGAUUUCCACUGAGGUCAGUGAGGCCUCCAUCACCAAUGACAAGCCCAAGACAUUGGUGGUGAAAGUACAGAAGAAGAAAUCAACAGACCUUCCUGACCGGGACACCUGGAAAGGCCGAUUCGACUUCCUCAUGUCCUGUGUGGGCUAUGCCAUAGGACUGGGAAACGUUUGGCGCUUUCCCUAUCUCUGUGGAAAGAAUGGUGGUGGGGCAUUUCUGAUCCCUUACUUCCUAACUCUCAUCUUUGCCGGAGUCCCUCUCUUCCUUCUGGAGUGUUCCCUGGGCCAGUACACAUCGAUUGGAGGCCUUGGGGUUUGGAAGCUUGCUCCAAUGUUCAAGGGUGUAGGGCUGGCUGCUGCUGUGUUAUCCUUUUGGCUCAAUAUUUACUACAUUGUCAUCAUCUCUUGGGCCAUCUACUACCUGUACAACUCAUUCACCACAACACUUCCCUGGAGACACUGUGAAAAUUCCUGGAACACAGACCGCUGCUUCUCCAACUACAGCAUCGCAAACACCACCAACAUGACAAGCGCCGUGGUGGAAUUCUGGGAGCGCAACAUGCAUCAGAUGACGGAUGGAUUGGAGAAACCAGGGCAGAUCCGAUGGCCACUCGCUAUCACCCUGGCCAUCGCCUGGAUCUUGGUAUAUUUUUGCAUCUGGAAAGGUGUUGGCUGGACUGGAAAGGUGGUCUACUUCUCUGCCACAUACCCAUACAUCAUGCUCAUCAUUCUGUUCUUCCGAGGAGUGACACUGCCUGGAGCCAGAGAGGGCAUCCUUUUCUACAUCACUCCCAACUUUGGCAAACUGUCAGACUCAGAGGUGUGGCUGGAUGCAGCAACUCAGAUCUUCUUCUCCUACGGUCUGGGUCUUGGAUCCCUCAUUGCCCUGGGGAGUUACAACCCAUUCCACAACAAUGUCUAUAGAGACUCCAUCAUUGUUUGCUGUAUCAAUUCCUGCACCAGCAUGUUUGCUGGCUUUGUCAUCUUCUCCAUUGUGGGCUUUAUGGCAAAUGUGACCAAGAGACCAAUUGCUGAUGUUGCGGCUUCAGGUCCGGGGCUGGCAUUCUUGGCAUAUCCCGAAGCAGUAACCCAGCUGCCCAUCUCUCCACUGUGGGCCAUCCUCUUCUUCUCCAUGCUGCUCAUGCUGGGUAUUGACAGUCAGUUCUGCACUGUGGAAGGGUUCAUUACAGCCCUGGUCGAUGAGUUCCCAAGAUUGCUCCGUAGCCGAAGGGAGCUCUUCAUCGCCAUCGUAUGCAUUGUUUCCUACCUGAUUGGUCUCUCCAACAUCACUCAGGGUGGGAUUUAUGUGUUUAAGCUUUUUGAUUACUACUCGGCCAGCGGAAUGAGCCUUCUCUUCCUGGUGUUCUUUGAAUGUGUUUCCAUCUCCUGGUGCUAUGGAGUCAACCGGUUUUAUGACAAUAUCCAGGAGAUGGUUGGCUCCCGGCCCUGCAUCUGGUGGAAACUCUGCUGGUCCUUCUUCACUCCAAUCAUUGUGGCGGGUGUCUUCAUUUUCAGUGCAGUACAGAUGACUCCACUCACCAUGGGCAACUAUGUGUUCCCCAAGUGGGGCCAAGGUGUGGGCUGGUUCAUGGCCUUGUCUUCCAUGGUCCUUAUCCCCGGCUAUAUGGCUUACAUGUUCCUGACCUUAAAGGGCUCCUUAAAGCAGCGCCUCCAGGUCAUGAUCCAGCCCAGUGAAGAUAUAGUUCGUCCAGAAAAUGGGCCAGAGCAGCCCCAGUCAAGCAAUUCGGCAAACAAAGAAGCCUACAUCUAG